Messenger RNA from Chironomus riparius, 1194 nucleotides. NCBI's taxonomy places the organism in Eukaryota, Metazoa, Arthropoda, Insecta, Diptera, Chironomidae. The record is from the annotation of a GenBank genome assembly.
AUGAAUAUUCAGUGCCACUUUGAUACUGGAAGUGCCUAUCGUUGUGUUGUAUUUGACAAGGAAAUACCCGAAAAUGGGGAAUUUAACCUAAUUGGGACUCAUUACAACGGAAGGACACACGAUGAAGUAAAAGAAAUUUUAUUUAACAAUUGUCAGAUCACAAAAAUUCCGCAAGGAUUGACAAAAACAUUUCCAAAUCUAAACAUCAUUAACAUUUAUCACUCGAACUUGAAAAACUUAGUAAAGGCUGACUUGGAAGAAUACAAAAAUAUCAAAAAAUUUACUGUUUUCGAUGAUCUGAUCGACAUUGUGCCUGGUGACUUGUUUGAGAACUGCAAAAAAUUGGAGAAAAUAGUAAUGAAUUUCAAAUCGUUGACCGUAGUUGAGCCUGACAUUUUGGAUCGACUUGAUAAGCUCAAAUAUGUUGACAUGUCAGAAUAUGGAUUUUAUGAUUCAGCUACAAGUAAUCCGAGCGCAUCAACAAACUUGGAUCAGAUUAAAACGAAUCUUUUUGAUAGAUUUUUUAAACACGACGAAGUUUUUAUUAAAAAUUUUGUUCGCAGGCUUCAGAGGAAGGUUCAUUAUCAACCUCGCUUUAUACCUGUACCCAGACCAGGACAGACAGUUGAAGAACACAUCAAAUUACAAAAUGAAUUUUACAGCGACAUUAAAGCUUUUACUCUAGACGACACCACUAAGGACUUCCAGAUUCAAAUCGACAAACAUGACUUUCCAGUCCACAAAUUCCUGCUCGCAGCUCGAAGUCCAACUCUGGCUGAAUUGCUUAAAAACAACCCUGAAGUUGAAAAUCUUAAUCUUGUUGACAUUUCUGUGGAAAUUUUUGAGAUAAUUCUCAAAUUUCUCUACACUGAUGAACUUCCAGGCGACGACGAGACAAACUUUUUACAUCUUUUUGCUGCUGCUGGGAAGCUGAAGAUCAAAAAAUUGAUGAACUUCGCUGCAAAUAAGCUGAAUGACAUGAUUGAUGAAGAGAAUGUUCUUGAAAUAUUUAAAAUCGCCUGCAAAUACGAACAGCAGGAACUGAAGCAAAAAGCUUUUGGAUUAAUAAAAGAAAAAUAUCCUAAAAGUAAAUUUAAGGACGAAUGGAUUGACGAUGCUGAAAAAGUUGAAAAGCUGAUUGAAUUUUUGAAGAAAAUGGAAGAAAUGGAAAAGAGUUUUGAGGACAUGAUGUGA